UAAGCUAAGUAAGAUGAACUCUCAUCGAUCACAUGUUGUUCUUCUUCUUUUGAUCGCUGCGCAUGGCUUGUCAGCGCCAGUCGCGGUUGCUAGUGAAGAAAAAGUGAAGUUGACAUUAUACUACGAAGCUCUGUGUCCGGCUUGUGCGGAUUUCAUAGUGAACGAGCUGUAUAAGAUAUUCGUUAACGGAUUGAUUUCGGUAGUUGAUCUCAAGCUUAGUCCCUAUGGAAACGCUAAGAUCACUUCCAAUGGUACAAUUGUUUGCCAGCAUGGUGGAUGGGAGUGUUUACUUAAUACUAUAGAGGCUUGUUCAAUUCAUGCUUGGCCUCAAGUGAGCGAUCAUUAUCCGUUUGUCUAUUGCGUGGAAAAGUUAAGCUACGAAGACAAGCAUACUGAGUGGAACACGUGUUUUAAGAAAUUAAAUUUGGAUCCAAAACCCGUUAUUGAUUGUUACACUAGUGGUAUGGGACACAAGCUUGAGCUACAAUACGCGGAUGAAAUAAGCGCUCUUGAACCUCCUCAUGAUUACGUGCCAUGGGUCAUUGUGGAUGGGCAACCACUUUACAACGAUUACACCGAUUUCAUAAGUUUCAUUUGUAAAGCUUUUAAAGGUUCUAAUAUGCCCCAAGCAUGCCUCCGUGUAUCCCAUCCAAUUACCUCUCCAACGGACGCUGUAAAAUCGUUCAAUCAUGUCUCCUACAAAGGAGAAGAGGGUGUAAACUCAAAGGCAACACUAUCAGAAAUCAUCUCAUCAAUAGUAGCUUCUUGGAUGAUAUUGUAGGCAUAACAUAAAUUAUGUAAGGUUAAUGGUAAGUUAACAAAUGUUACUCUAGGAACAUUGUGGGAUGA
Molecule: messenger RNA, 849 nt
Organism: Helianthus annuus (common sunflower)
Lineage: Eukaryota; Viridiplantae; Streptophyta; Magnoliopsida; Asterales; Asteraceae
Product: gamma-interferon-responsive lysosomal thiol protein
Exons: 5
Coding region: 14-781 (255 amino acids)
Molecular function (GO): oxidoreductase activity, acting on a sulfur group of donors, disulfide as acceptor
Source: RefSeq, a predicted model, not a curated record